This is a messenger RNA of Alternaria atra, 705 nucleotides long. RefSeq lists its product as uncharacterized. The annotation marks the transcript as partial. The transcript is spliced from 2 exons. Lineage: Eukaryota; Fungi; Ascomycota; Dothideomycetes; Pleosporales; Pleosporaceae. The record is from RefSeq and is a predicted model, not a curated record.
AUGACUCCAAUCGAGGCCGCGCUUGAGGAAAUGGACUCCAGGAGAAUCCUCAAGAAGCUUACCACCCCUCCUCCUCAGCAAGAUCGCGAAGGCUCUACCACCUCAACACUAAGCGCAGGCGACUGGAGAGGCAUGAGACGCCUCAUAAGAGCGGCGGUUGAAGAUAUAACUACUCUAGCAGCCAAGGAGCUUGAGGCUCAGGUCCACACUCAGAUUAUCAAGCACAACCUCCGUGAUGACGAGCUUGAAGAUGCCAAACGUUCACCACGGCGCAAGAAGAAGCCUAAGAAACGUAGUUCACUUGAAAGGCUUGAGCAAGAGGGUUACAGCCAAGGUGGAGCCUUACUCCUUUCACCUAAGGCGAUCACUAGAUACAGAAAACUUACAGCGCUGGUGGAGCAGGAAGAACUACAAGCACAACAACAGAAAGCUGCCCGAAAGGUAGAGAAGAUAGCUAGGAGAGAGGCCAGGCAAAGGCUGCUUGAAGAGAGGCGCCAAAUGGUCGCUAACACCGAGGUUGAAAGGGAGGCGCGGAGGGUGCAGAAGGAGGCAGAUCAGGCGGCAAAGCGCGAGGAGAAACAGCGCGCAAAGGAAGCCAAAGAACGGCUCCAAAAGCAGAGGGUAUUUGCUAAAAAGGGUAAUAAGAAAGAGCUCACCUCACAGAGCAAAAAGAAGCAGGUGGUGGCUGCACGAGGUGGUGCUAAG